CAUUCAUGUAGACUUGCGGAUGUCGUUUAACUCGAAACAUUUCAAGAACAGAUACUUGAACUUCUUAACAGAAUAUACAUGCUUGUUUUGCUGAUGCUUAAUAAUAACUGAAUGUUGAAAACACUCUUAGAAUUGUCAAGUGUUUAGUGCGCAUUGUGAGUUAACAAAUAAUGAUAUUUAUAGUGACAGUGUCUGAAGGAAAUUAAAAAGAGCUUUUUUAUUACGUGUACAAUCAAUGCUAGUCAAACGCGUGGCCAAGGAACAAUAAACGAUUUUACUCUGGCCAUUUCUACGAGUCAAAUGGUUAAAAAUGGUCUGUUUUGUUUAGAAAAGUUGAAUAAUUACAGAUGGAAAUGUAACUUUUACCAGUAAACCAGCAUUUGAAAAACUAAGUGGAGGAAGCUCGUGUUUAAAAAAAAACACGCAUACACACAAAAAUGAUCUCGACCAUUUCUAUUUCGCAGCCUCGGUUUUCGAAGAGUAACGAGUAUAGUCGGAGUCCUAACCUCAGUCCUCGAUCACCAGGCGGGGUGCGGAAGUCGCCCUUAAACGUCCGGAACAAAGCAGACGACAAUAACACGACUAGGCAAAACGACGACGAGUUUGAGUAUCCUGCGUAUACACCUGGGCAUUCCGACAGUAUAUCGUCAGACACACCGGUGAACGCAACGCGAAAUGGUGGAUUACGUACCUGUGACUUCGGCACGCGAAAUUCGUUCGUUAAUGACAAUAACACAACAUAUGCUCGAGGAAAAAUGGCACUAAAUGCAGCGGUUGUGAGCGGUGGAGGAGGCGGAGGUAGUGCUGGUGGUGGCUUCGGGAAUCCGAGGAAAAGUAUUUAUCAGAGUCCGUUUAUGGAGUUCGAUGCGGAACAAGGUAUUGAAACUAUCUGGACUUUGAGUAACUCCAGUGUCGGUCAAGACCUUUCAAGGUCGUGGCCUGGGUCGCCGACUCCUAGCAACUGUACCUGUGAUAAAUUUUGUUCUAAGGAAACUGUGAUAAUCAAUGUUGGUGGUCAAACAUUCGAGACGUUCAAGUCAACCCUGAGACGACUAAAAUCUAGUAAGUUGGCAGAUGAAAGAGAAAUGAUGAAGUAUUUCAGAAAAUCAAAAGGGGACUUCUUCUUUGAUCGAGAUCCCUACGCGUUCAACAUAAUUCUGAAUUAUUUGCGCUACGGUGACCUUCACCUUCCAACUAACCUGUGUGGUCCAGCUCUUAUGAGGGAAUUCCAAUACUGGGGUAUCGAUGAAGCUGAUAUUGAAAGGUGCUGUUUCCAGCCAUACAACACGUGGAAAACACAGACAAAGUCGCUUGAAAAGCUCGAGUACGACCGGAAGCAGUCGACGACGCAGGCGGACCUUGCGCAUGACCUUGAAAGCAAGAGUUGUUUACGGCGCAUGCGCGCGGUUGUCUGGCCCUUCCUGCAGGACCCUAGCUCUUCAAGGGCUGCUAAAAUCUACGCCUGGAUAUCUAUUAUUUUCGUCUGUCUAUCUAUCUUCUCCUUCUGCGCCGAGACUCAUCCCAUGUUCAAACUUCCGCCGUCCGAGGUUCACAAUCUUCGCAUGCUGUACAAGUUCUUCACCCUUGAAGACAGUAAAGUAUUUCACGAAAACAACCGGAAGUCGAACGCGACUGCCAUUUCAGCCACUUUCAAAGGGACUAAAACAUUAAAUUCCACAUUUACGGAUGCGGCGCAUUCUAGUAAUUCAAGUGCGGAAAGCGAGACGCAUAUUCAGCAUCCCGCAUUGUUAGUUAUUGACCUUAUGUGUGUGUUCGUUUUUAGCAUCGAAUUCCUUACCCGGUUAGUGUUUUGUCCGAAAAAGCUCCGCUUUUGUAGCUCCUUGCAAAACAUAAUUGACUUCAUUGCUAUUGUUCCGGACUAUGUUGAAUUCAUUCUUCUAUGCGUCAGUCCCCAAGUUAGAGCAGGACUUAGUUUCGUGGACUUCAUAUUCAUACUGCGCAUGCUCAGACUAUGUCGUAUCUUUCGGUUAAUACGUCACGUGCCUGGUUUGUGGAUUUUGCUGUACACGCUCAAAGCUAGCUUCAACGAACUUAUGCUUAUGUUCGUAUUUUUGUUAAUCGGAAUGGUUAUGUUUGCGUCGCUGUUACAUUUUAUUGAAGGGGGUGAACAAUUCAAUAACAUUCCUGUUGGAUUCUGGUGGGCCGUGGUGACCAUGACAACCGUAGGUUACGGUGACAUGGUUCCGGUAACUGGUUUCGGUUAUGUCAUCGGGUCUGUCUGCGCAAUUUCCGGUCUGCUGAUGAUUGCCUUCACGGUACCAAUAAUUGUUAGCAAUUUCGUUCUGUAUUACACACAUGUUCAGUACGGUAUUUCCGAUAAAGACGUUUCAAACAACCGCAUGGAAGAAGAAAAGGACGAAGCUGAUGUAUGUUCAUUACAUACGUCGAUGACCAGUUCUUUUGAGGAAACAAGGGGACGCAGUCAAAGGAAAGGGAAUCAUAUCCGGUUCUCGCCCAGUGGAAGUAUCCAAAAGAAUGAUAGCGCUGACAAAUCCGUCGAGUGCGAAAAAAUGAACCCAGUGUAUGACAGGGAUGAGGAUGACCCUAGAUCGACAAGGGAUGGAAACAACGUUCAGGUUCACUAGUUAAACGUUUCACAUACGAUCAUUAAGUUCUGUACAUUAUGUAAAUAUGAAAACAAUAAGUGGGGUGUAGGGGUAUUAAUCCAUGCCCAAGGGCCAAUCCUAAAUCAUUAUAGUUUUAUUAUGUGAUUCAUUAAUAAACUUAAUGCGGAUGAACAUCGAAGUGAAACUUUUUCCAUCUGGUUUACAUUGUCUAUGUUCGCAUUUAAAACACGUUAAUCCCUGUUUAUAGGAAAAUAUAAUAUAACUAUAAUGUAUAUAUAUGUUAAUAAAAGUGUAUGUGAUCGUGUUCCUAUGUAUGUACAUAGUUUAGCAAACUUAUUUUGUUACUAUCACAAAACGUAUUCAAAACAUAAAUUACCAUUUUAACCGGUUCAAUGUUCAAGUAAAUUUGCACUACCGGUAUUGCAUCUACAUGUACUAAUAUCAGUCUUAAUGUAAUGCCCCUAUUGUGCAUGAAGGAAUGAUGUGAUAUUAAACUUUGGGUUUAUACAGUUAUAAAUAAAACCUGUAUAUAACAGGUUUUUAUCUAUUAUUUACAUUAUUUGUAUCUUGGCAUAUGCUGAUAUGGAUAUUAUUUUUUAUCAAUGUUUUUCACUUCAAAUAUAAGAAUAUUGUUCAAAUAAAAUAGAUCUAGUAUUUACAUGUUGCUUUUAUUUUUUAUUUUAAAAACACUUUACUCGUUUUACCAGCAUGAUUACCUUAAUAUUGUAUUUCUAUAAUAAGUUGUUAUUUAAUGUGUAUUAAUAUUAAUGACAAUAAAAUAAAUUCAUAUUUAACAAUGGAACAUUAUUGUUUAUUGGAUGAUUAUGACUAUCGUAAUUGUAAACGAGUUAGACUGAACUUUAACAGUUAUCUCUUGUGAUGCAAAAUAAUAAUUGAUUUUUUUCUCUUUUCAUAUUUUACAGGGCCUUUGUAAUUAUUGUCGUGAAAGCACACAAAUUAAUGUACAGGAUACAGCAUAUACAGGAGUCGGCUUGUGAUAUAAGCAAAACAACUCUCGUAUGUGUACGUACAUAGGAUUUACCUUUUCAUACACUUGUGUAUAUUACAAGAUAUAAUAAUAGUAUGCACAUUUUUUCUCUGAAUUUAAAUUACAUGUCAAGUUUUAGAUUUAAAUCAGUAUGUAUUGCAAAUAUAUCCGUUCCUUAUAAUUGGCACGUAGUAAACGUAUAUUUUAUAUUUGCAUUAUGUUUUCGUAUGAUGAAAUGAUUAUUAUAUCAUUUUUAAAGAAACAUUUGUUUAGUUUUUAAAUAUAGUGGUUUUUAACUAUAUUUAUUUUCAUUAUAUUGUAUAAUAUUUUGACAAUCCAAUAUUCUUAAUGGCUAGAACUUAUUUUUUAAUAACUUUACUCAUGUGCGGUACCGAGGGCAUAAUAUUCAUGUUUUCAUACUUUUAGAAAACGACGUGUUACCUUUGGUACAUAAAAUGUUAGCGUACACUCGAUGUUCAUUUAUACACCAUUAUUUGCAAUAUUGCUGUUUUGUGUUUUAAUUUAGUGAUGACUACGAUAUAUUGUUUUAGUCGAUUUCGUUGUGAUAUACAAGUAUUGUUUACAAUUUAGUAUCAUACAAAUAUAUUGCCUUUGCUAUUACGGCAUUUACACAUUAUAUUAUA
Molecule: messenger RNA, 4220 nt
Organism: Dreissena polymorpha
Lineage: Eukaryota; Metazoa; Mollusca; Bivalvia; Myida; Dreissenidae
Product: potassium voltage-gated channel protein Shaw-like
Exons: 3
Coding region: 438-2606 (722 amino acids)
Biological process (GO): protein homooligomerization; potassium ion transmembrane transport
Cellular component (GO): voltage-gated potassium channel complex; membrane
Molecular function (GO): protein binding; delayed rectifier potassium channel activity
Source: RefSeq, a predicted model, not a curated record